Messenger RNA from Doryrhamphus excisus (bluestripe pipefish), 6408 nucleotides. It is a transcript of the gene igsf9a, whose product is annotated as immunoglobulin superfamily, member 9a. The record is from RefSeq and is a predicted model, not a curated record. NCBI's taxonomy places the organism in Eukaryota, Metazoa, Chordata, Actinopteri, Syngnathiformes, Syngnathidae. Gene Ontology annotation, molecular function: protein binding. Gene Ontology annotation, biological process: cell-cell adhesion.
CUGGAAAAGGCCUGAUCAUGUGGUGACAUAACUGCCCCAACCCCCCAAGGCAAGGUCCAAAAAGACAUGCAAUCCCACUGACCUCUGACCUCACAAUUGUGCUGGUGAAUGAAUGGACAAAGAAAAUCCCCCAGACGCGCUCUCAACAUCUAGAAAGUCUUCACGUUCCUGUCUGUGUGUUGUCCCAAUACUUUUGCCCAGAGUGUGACACUUCCGGGUUGGACCAGCAGUACCAGGGCAAGGACACCCUCUUGUGGUCGUCACUAAACUGGGCGCCAUGGAGAGGGAAUUAAACCAAAAACAAAAUACUUAACCAUCUGCCUGCUUUUAAGCACCGGUUUAGUGUGUGUGUGUUUGGGCUGUUUUUAAUAGCUUGUAAAUAAAUGUGGUGGCUUGAGAUAUUUUAAUAUAAGCAAAAGAGCGGCGUGUAUGGUGGGGUGGAGAACACAGCAGCAGUGCGUGUACUUCACUGUCACCUGGAUGUGAAACACACACCUGUUGCCGGCUCCUGUCCCCCCACAUAUAUCACAUUUCAGGCCGGUUCAAGAGCUGCAACCGAUGACUCAGUUCUGGAGAGACUGAAAAGAAUAUUCGAGGGAUGUUUUUAUAAAACAAAAAGGACUCUCAUUCACGGAGACUGCCAGUAAUCAAGCUACAGAUUGAGUAUGCUGCAGGUUGUCUGAGUGACAGAUAUGGGGUCAAGAAGAUCUUAUUUACUCAUUCUGUCAGUGUUGGCACUUGUUUGCCUAUUCCGGACUAACCAUGGAGAAAGACCAGAGGUGCGCGGAACUGUCAGAGGUGUUGUCGAGUUGGAAUGUCGUUUUCCUCCAUCGGAUUCAGCUGACGUGUCCUCUGGGUCACACCAUGUGGUAGAAUGGGUACGACAAGGACUUGACAUCCCUGUGCUGAUCAAAUUUGGAUCCUACACACCUCGUGUCCAUCCACAAUAUGAUGGACGGGUGUCUCUGGUGGGGAUCAACACUCUGAGGUUGGAGGGUCUGCAGUUGGACGACCAGGGCUUAUAUGAGUGCAGGAGCAUCUUAUUAGAUAAACCAACUGAGGAGCUUCGCAACGGGACCUGGAUAAUGCUUUCUGUAAUUGCGCCCCCUACCUUUACCAAAACCCCACCUCCUGUGCUGGAAGGUGUGGUUGGCAAUCACCUCUCUCUUGUCUGUGCUGCCAUUGGCAACCCUCUUCCAGCCAUCACUUGGCUCAAAGAUGGAAGCGUGAUUCAAAGAGGGAACGGCCAGGAGCAAGUCUUAUCUCUGCCAGCAGUGAGCAUGCAGUCAGCAGGACAGUAUACCUGUCACGCUUCCAAUACAGAGGGAAACGUGACUCUCGAGACAAAAGUAAAGAUAAAAGGUCCCCCUGUCAUCAUUGUACCUCCCAAAAGCACCUCUCUCAAUGUAUCCCAGAAUGCACUUCUUCACUGUCAGGCGGUGGCCGACCCCCCCAACAUGACCUACGUGUGGCUGAAAGGAGGAGAGAACGUCUACCAUGUAGAGUCUUUAAAGUCGCGUGUAAAGAUUAUGGUAGAUGGAACUCUCCUCAUCACCAGCGUCACCCCAGAGGAUUCUGCGAACUAUACCUGUGCUCCAACAAAUGGCCUGCUGGCGCCUCCCACUGCCUCUGCCAACCUGACAGUAAUGCAUCCAGCCCAGGCUCUUGCCAUGCCCCAGGAAACUUAUCUUCCCACAGGCAUGGGCGGCAUGGUUAACUGCUCCUCGGUAGCUCAGCCUCCUCUGCUUUAUGUGGUGUGGACUAAGGAUGGAGAGCCAAUUGAUCUGUCAUUGUAUCCAGGGUGGACCCUGACACCGGAAGGCAAUUUGCGUAUGGCCACAGUCAAUGAUGAUGCAGCGGGCGUAUACACAUGCACUCCAUACAACAGCUAUAACACCAUGGGACCAUCUGGACCAACCAAAGUCAUUUUGCAGGACCCCCCAUCAUUCAGCAUCGCUCCAGAGAAGCAGUACAAACAGAAGAUUGGAAGAACUUUGCUCAUUCCAUGUCAAGCAAACAACAAUUCCACAGUUACAGUGAGCUGGACCAAGGGUAACUUGGUUCGCCGCGUAUCUUAUUCCAUCAAACCCAAUGGCUCGUUGUUGCUGCGGCCCCUCGCCAAGGACCACCACGGAAAAUGGGAGUGCAGUGUUUCGAACCGUGUAGCCUCGAUAAAAGCCAACACUCAUAUCUUUGUUUUGGGAACCAGCCCCCACGCAGCUACAAUGCUGUCCGUUUCUCCAGGGGUGAAGCAGGCCAAUAUAUCCUGGGAGGCAGGCUUUGAUGGAGGUUCACCACAGACAUUUUCAGUUUGGGUAAAGAAAAAGUUGGUGCUUGAUAAUGAAAGCAAGCAGGACUGGUUCUCUGUGCCCGUGUCCCCCUUCUAUGGCAGCUCCCUGCUGGUGACAGGCCUAUCUCCUGCUACAGAGUAUCAGUUCAGCGUACUGUCCCACAACAAAAUGGGCACCGGACCUUUUAGUGAAAUCACCACAGCACGAACUUUAGAGGCAACACCAAUGAGAGGUCAGCCUGUGGUGCUGUCAGCUAGUCGAGGCUCAGCAGGUAUAGUUCUGCAGUGGUCCCUUCCCGAGGCCCAGAACCCACCCAUCACCGGGUUUAUUCUCCAGUCCCGCAUCAAGCAAGGGGAGUGGCUCAAUUUGGAUGACGACAUUAGUGCCAACACAAGCGAGAUUGUCGUUCCUGGUCUGCAUAAGGACUGUGUAUAUGAGCUGCGGCUGCUAACUCAACGCGGUGAGCUGCUGAGCGAGCCCAGUCCAUCAGUCAAUGUCUCCACCAUGGGAAUGGAAAUGUACCCUUCGACAUCCAGACUGCUGGAAUCUCCAGAACCAUUAUUGGCUGGCAUUCUUGGUGGAGUUGGGUUCAUGUGUUUGGCAUUGGUCCUGCUGUUGGUGUCCGCCUGCCUCAUCAGCCACAGAAGGAACCUACGCUGCCGAAGGAAGCGGAAUGAACCCCCACCUGCCAUCUAUAAGUGCUCCCCAUCAAUAAAGAUUUCAGGCUCCGGCAGUACAGACAGUGUGUUGAAGAAAAGCCUACUUCCAGCCAGUUCCCUCUACCCCACCACUUCCUCUACCAUUUCUUCCUUGUCCUCGCAGACACAUUGUUCUUCCUUCAACAAUGAGAAUCGUUAUCACAAGCCGUCACUGUCCUCUCACCACACAGAAAACCAAAAUCAAUUCCCAUGUUCCAAAUGUCCUUGUCCUGUUACUCCUUCCGUUGAGUUGAUCUCAAGAGGUCCAGAUGGGCGUUUUAUAAUGCUGCCGUACGACACUCUGAGUGUUCAAAGUAAGGAAAGUGUCAAAUAUAGCCAACCGUGUAGUGGCCGAAGGUCUGUAUCAUUAUGCUCCGAGCUGCAAGACGGUAAAAACCCACCGUUUGUUCUUUCUGUGGAUCUCCCACCUUGCAAAGCAGCUGAAACAAACACGAGGCAAACAUCUGACCCCACCCAGCAUACCGACAUCGAUAACUUUGAUGACAAGGGAAAUUCUGAUGGCUUUCCUGACCUGAACAGCAUGUGCUCUAACAGUAGUCUGGCCAGUGUAUUUCACAAAAGAGCGCUAUCUCCCACAUUUCCGGUGCUACCACAUAUCCGCUCAGGCCUCGGUAAGCCAUCAACAACUGCCAGUACUCUGGUUCUCCAAAUGGAACACGAGCGGGAGACGGGAAACCUCAGCCACUGCUUGAAAUUGGCUCGGGAGAGGGAAGAGCUGGCGAAAGAACUCCAGAAAUACAUACUGUACAGACGCUCCGAUGGGAAAAUGGGUGAAGGGCCACGUGUGUCUGAGAAGCGAGACGGUUAUGAGCUUAUUCGGGAAUAUAAGAGCAGCACCUUGCCAUGCAGACACCCUCCAAGCUACAGGGACAGUUUUCCAAGUCAUUGCUCGUCAUCGUCUGUUCACUUGGAUGCUUGUCCCACAGUGAUAACAACCAGGACCUCCUUCACUCCUUCCACACCUCCAAAUCUGUCUUAUUUAAAUUCUGGUAACCAACAUCCUACUCUUUCCUUAACCGGACAGAUCCCACUCAAAUGUGAGGAAGCAGACCAUUCUUUCAAAGACAGAUUAACUCCUCCACAUCUCUCCCCAAUGCAGAGGCAUGGAAGAGUACAGGAAUCACCACAGGGCUAUGAUAAUUUACUGCAAUCCUCUUCUUUAGAAAUGCAAACAAAUAUACCUUCUUCUGAGGCAUGGAAACAGAACAAUACAUCAAUUCAUUGCAAUAAAUUUGUCAAAAGAUCCAAUUUGUUUCCCGACAUAUCAUCAGGUUGCUUAAAAGUGGUGGAAAAAUUCCCCAAGCCCACUGAGCAGGGUGUAGGUAUGGAGAUGAGUGUGGAUGAGCCAGAGUUUAACUUUGUCACACAACCCAUGCUGCACAGUAGAAUCGCCUCUCAUGUGCGAGGAGGGUACUCUCUUCCUCGCAGAGGCCGAUAUGAAGAAAGGAGGAGGAGCAUAAGCUUUCAUUAUCGUGAUAAAUCGUCAGAGCCAGAGCUCCGAGGAGUCGUAAGCCAAGGUACGAAACUCUGGGACUCGAAGCAACGAAGUCAGAGUCUAGACUCCAGAAGACAAAAAGAGACAGUUUUUCUAACACCUGAUGCAUGGAUCGACUCUCUAAGCCAAAAAAAUACAUCCCCUUGUCAUCCAGACCCUUUGUGCAAAGACCACCAAAGUUCACUCACCAGCAAUAUCUCCAAAUAUUCCACCAAUAGUCCAACAACCCAUCAUUCACCCCAUGUGAUGGACUCCCCCAGGAGGAGGCCUGCACAGAAUCCCAUUGUUCCAGACGACCACAAGCUACGAAGUGAUGCCUCUGUCUUUUCUAAUGCUGCCAAAUGGCCAGCUGUCUACCAGGAAGCCAUGCAAAAAGCAAUGGGUUACUUAGAGGCCACUAAGGAAUCUUCCAGAUGUUCAAUGCCUGAUGACAGGAGGCCACACAAUAAUCCAGAGACGCUGGAGUUGCCAGACAUCUACGAGGGAGUUCCUGAAUGCGGGAGCAGCUACAGUAGUUAUGCAAGCAGUGGCCGAGGAAGCAUGGAGCCCGCUAAUGGACGCUUGUCACUGUGUCAUUUGUCAACAAACAUCACCAGCUCACCUGGAACCGUACAGGAAGAGGGUCAGGCAGGCGCAGCGGACAAAUACAGCCUCCAAAUGGAACACCCCCAAAGAAAGCCCUCGGUUGAUGAGAAUUAUGAAUGGGAUGAGGCUGACGUCUGCUCACAACCAAACGACCAUGAUGGCCUUCUUCCUUCAUUGAGUCGACGCAACGCCGCAGCGCUUUGUCGCCAUCCCAGCAUGCAGUUUUCCCCCAACACACUGAAAAACUUCAGUCAGCACUCUUUGCUCCUGGAGCAUCAAAGCAGCUGCUCUGCCGAGCUUGAACCUGACACUGUGCUUUUCUGACAGCGUUUGUCUGACUUUUCACUUAUUGACUUGCAGCACAAACACGACAAACACGUCACCACUUUAUGUGAUUCACCUUGUGGUGAUUUUUUUUUUACUGCAAAUUGGACGUCACAUCUUACCUGUAUUAUUUUGUUUUCAUGAAUUAUUAUUAUUAUUAUCCCAGGGCCGUGAAUGCUGAAUGUGCAUGAUCCCUAGCUAUAUUAAUGUUCACCUUUCACAGACUCUCUGCGACCUGAUUGGCUAAGGGACUGUAGACCAUUGUCAAUCGAUCUCCUCCGUGCCGUCCUGUGCAGUACAGAAUGCAUUCAGCUUCAGCAAAAUUAACAUAAACGUUCGAUCGCUAGCAGUGUCAUUCUAAAGUGCUGUAUGUUUGCAAGUUUUGUCCCCGCCAACACACACAAUGUCAACGAAAUGUUCUUCACCAUCAAAAAGCACCUGCGGUCGCAUCUGGAACCCAUAAAAGGAAGAAGUUGCAACUGUAGGCCGCCAUUACUGAAAGAGGAAGGAAGGAGGCAAGUGCGAUGACAGAUGACAGGCAAUGUGGUUUAACAAGGAUACAAAAACGCUACAGUACAGCAGAACGGCGUCAGGGUGAUAAAGAGACACGGUCAGAGGAGUGAAAUACUUUUUCUUGUGUCUUUGUUUGAAUCAUUAAAAUUCAAACAAAGGUUUGAACUUGGUGUGUAAACAAGAGAAGAAUGUGAUAAAAUGUUUAGAAAGGUGUAUGGUGAGGGGUUUUACAGCCUUAAAACAUACACAAUAAUUGUAAAAAAAAAUGUAAGUUGUUUUUUUCACUUUUUGCAGGCUAUUUUGGGAACCUAUCCCCCGCGAUAAACGAGGGAACACUGUAUGUCAAAAUACUUUGCUGUGCUGGUUGUAAUGUAUUAUCGUGACAAAUAUAGAUCUAUAUUUGCUCUGAGAGCACCAUUAGUGCUCCAAACAUAUGACAUUGCUCUCACUUUUUGUUGUUCACUUAUGCAAGGCCAUUAAA